Molecule: messenger RNA, 3444 nt
Organism: Lodderomyces theae
Lineage: Eukaryota; Fungi; Ascomycota; Pichiomycetes; Serinales; Debaryomycetaceae
Gene: AXL1
Product: Axl1p
Exons: 1
Coding region: 1-3444 (1147 amino acids)
Biological process (GO): peptide catabolic process
Cellular component (GO): mitochondrion; cytosol
Molecular function (GO): metalloendopeptidase activity; metal ion binding
Source: RefSeq, a predicted model, not a curated record
AUGGGCUUCUUCUCCGUAAAGGAACUCGCUUCAGUAUUCAAGAAACCCUGUUCUGCACUACACAAUUCAUACAAGUACAUCCAACUAGAAAAUGGACUAAGAACCUUGCUCAUAUCGGAUCCCAAAUGCAAUGCAACUGCUGCCGCUGUAUGUGUUGGAUCCGGGUCCUAUUGUGACCCGGAUGAAUUACCAGGGCUAGCACACUUUUGCGAACACAUGCUUUUCAUGGGAACGGACGAAUUCCCCAAUCCCAAUGACUUUUGGACCAAAUUGACCUCGAUGGGAGGCAGCACCAAUGCAUAUACAAUGGGUGACUACACUUGCGUAUACUUUGAGACGUCAAUGGCAGAUACACUCGUGGGUGAGGAGUUUGGAUUGAACUACUUGAUGAGAAAUUUCAGCUCCUUUUUUAAGAAGCCAUUAUUUUUGGAAAAAUAUUUGGCUAUGGAAAUUAAUAAUGUGGAUGAUGAACAUCAAGGAAAUGUUAUCAAUAACGAAAAGAUUUUGUAUCAUGGAUUGAGAUUGCUAAGCAGCAAGGGCCACCCAUUUCAUAGAUUCGGCACUGGUAACAAAAGUACGCUCAGCUCCAAAUACACACGGGAGGCGAUGAUGAAAUACUUUGACGAUAAUUUUGUUUCAGAAAACAUGGUUUUGGUUUUGAAAGGUUCUCAAUCAUUGAACCAAUUGCAAAAAUUGGUCUUGACGACUUUUGUAGAUAUCCCGACAUCACAAGACUUGUCAAGCAAAACUUCGGCAAGCAAGAGACGAAACAAAAUUAGAUCAAUGGGAUCGAAAAGAAGUUCCAUCACAACCACCCCUUCUUUGGAUGUGACGUCAAAAGUGUUUCCUAGUGAUGCUACUGGAAAAUUGUUGUACAUCAAGAGUGAAACAUCAUCCCAAGUAAGGUUAUUUUUGCCCAUACAUGAUUUUGAAAACUCCUUUUACGAAAGUGUGUGGUGUUCGUUAUUAGGAGACGAAAGUUUAGGAUCUUUAUGCCAUUACUUAAAAACCACUAAGAAGUGUAUUUCGUCCCUUUAUGUUCACACUCAAAGACUAUCUCAAGGAAAUAAGAUUUUGGUCAUGGAUUUUGACAUUUUGAAGUGCUUCAGCUUGAAUUUCAUAAUUCAAGCUAUUUGGAGCUUUGUUGAUCAAGUAUUAGAUCUCGAUCUAGCCCACUUGAACAAUGUUUUAAAUGAGUAUUCCCGAGUAUUCAAAUAUCAAGCAUACUUUUCAACAAGCGAAUUGUCUGUGAUGGAUGAAGCUGCAAAUUAUGCCCUGUGCUUGAUGGAGGGUAGAAUCCAAGACAUGGAGUAUUUGGUCACUGGGGAUUCGUUCUUAUUUGAAUGUGAUGCAAUUGAUUUUGCAAAAAAAACAAGAGAAAUUUUCAACGUAUCCAAUCUAAAUGCAAUAGUGUUGGCCGAAGGUAACAACUGGGACAGGCCGUUGCCCAGUAAUUUCACCAAGGACCCUUACUACCGGUUUGACUACGCUAUUACCGAUUUGAACUAUUCCCUGCUGGUAAAGUCUAUUCCUCAAUUUUUUGUCCCAACGCAAAACACUUUCAUUGCAUUGGCACAAAAUGAGUUGGACAAUCAGAUGAAACGAUCAAAGCACACCUCGCCAUACUUACUGGAAGCUGACAGCGCAACACCACGUUUGAUUGAUUUUUCAACCUAUCACGAAAUAUGGCAUUCAGAAUCUUCCUCCUUUGACGCUGUGACGUCUUUUCAGAUCUGUUUCUCCAGUAUUCCUAGCACCACGCUCAACUCUGUGGCGAUUGAGAUUCUUGCUGACUGCAUAGGAGAUACCUUAAAACCCUUGUUCUACCAGGCUGAAUUGGCUCUAUUUUCUUGGGGAAUUUUUGCAAACUUGGUCACCACGCCAUCAUUAUCUUUUGAGAUUAGGGGCCCCAUUGCGGGGUUUACUUAUUUCUUGAAACGAUUUGUUGUUACCGUCAAGAAUUUAAUUUCGUCAUUCAGUCUAGAUUAUAAAGAGUUUGUGGCAAAGAAGUCCCAUUUACGCACAAGUUAUAACGAUUUGCAAAUUGGCGACGCAAACACAAAAGUUGUUGCCGCUUCAGUGAUGAUAUUGGAGCAGGGAAUAGCCGGUAUUGAGGAGAGGCUUGAGGCGGUGGAAUUUUUGGAGACAAGUGAUUUGGUAUGUCUAUGCCAUUCGAUCCUUCGGGACCACAAACACACAGACAUUCUUGUUACAGGUGGCGACCACGAUUUUGCAAUCAAAGUUUGCAAGACCAUUAAUGCGUUGACAUUCCACGAAAAGAUUUAUUUGGAAAAGCACCCUUUCACUUUCGCAUCUAGUGUAUUACUAAGACGUGGCAGAAACUACGAUUUGGUGAUUGAGAAUUCCAAUUCGAAAGAUCCAAAUGAUAUUGCUUACUACUAUAUCCAGUUGUGCUCAAGAAGAGGCAAUGAAAGUAUAAUUGCACAUUUUUUAGCGUAUCAGAUGAACCAGUUUGUACGAUACCAACUUCGAACCAGAAGGCAAGUGGGCUACUUGAUUUUAAGCGGUAUUAGAAUUAAUAAGCUGACGAUCGGUUUGUAUCUACUUAUAAACAGUUCCUCAUAUGAUUAUGCGUCAAUUUUGCUGGAAAUUGAGAACGUUUUGUUUGAGUGGGAGAUGGAGGUGUUGACCAUGACAGAUGACCAGUUUGCGGAGGCAGUUGAACUGUUUUUGAAGAGUCGAGGUCAGCAGGAUAUUGACUCUGUACCAUCAAACAUUUCAGCAGCGACAAAGCCUACAAAACAGAGUGACAAUUAUUCGGCCAAGCAACUUCAUUCCAUAAAUUUUGAUAGCAUCGUGACAAAGAACUAUGACUUUGGAUCUUGUGUGAACGGAGCAUUUACUGUUGCAAACACUUUUGAGUAUGGCUUAGCUGACAUUAUAAAGUUUUUUAGAGAACGCGUUUCUAUCAAGUCCACACAACGAGCCACUUUGUCAAUUCUCGUAUCUUCAAAAAGGGGAAAGACAAAGAAAGAUUUCGAUGCCAAAAAGGAAAUGUUGGCGUCGUUACUAGAUAACCACGAUUACCAACUAACCUCUUUACAGCUUCAAUGUUUGUUACACGAGUCAAACAAUGACGCCUCAGCAGUCAUACAAAAGUUGAAAAGUUUAGGGUACAGGAUUUCAACCAAACAGACUCCCAAACUCUUCAAAGUAUUAUUGGUUUUAAAGAGCUUGAAAGGAAGUAGUUCAAAAGAGCUGGUGCGAUGUCAAAAGUUUUGUAUUGCAAAUUAUGGCAGUGAUUAUCGGACCAACUUGAGAGCUUUACCUCAUUUGACAGUGAGUGACGUGGAUGAAAUCCAUGCCGAAGCUAGUUUCAUUAGUCAGAGUGGCCAUAUGAGUCAGUUGCAAGAGAUUUACGACAAUGAGAAUGAGCAGGAGAAUGAGAAUGAGAAUGAUUGUGAUUUGAACUUUUUGUUAUAG